AUGGCCAAACCUCAUGUCUCUGUCUGCCCUACCCACUUGCCCAAACACCACUACAAUCAUGAAACUAGAAGGAAACAGGCUGUGACCAAAAAACCAGGAGACAUGAUAAAACAAGAAGCAAUAGGCAUGUCAUGUGGAGCGUUUUAUGGUUCAAAAUCAAAGCUCAUCAGCAUCAGGUGGAUAAAGAUAAAGAGGCAUUUUGCAGUGUGGCAAAUUGCAGACCAGAAGGUUUAUGUGAAGUUGUCUGAAGGGUAUUGCGACAUUGUCGUUGAUGCUCUUCCGGGCAAAGUCUCCGUUUCUUUUCACGGCGAUCAUCUUCAUGUUGUGCAUGUUCAACACAUUUACCAUGAAGCUAAUUUUGUCGUUCGUUUCUUGACUAAGAAGGGUCUCACCCCAGAUUUUAUUUGGACCUCGCUUGGUCGGUACAAAAAAUAUAAAAGAGGUGCGUUUUUUAAAGUUGCUGCAUAA
Molecule: messenger RNA, 468 nt
Organism: Prunus armeniaca (apricot)
Lineage: Eukaryota; Viridiplantae; Streptophyta; Magnoliopsida; Rosales; Rosaceae
Source: the annotation of a GenBank genome assembly